Molecule: messenger RNA, 1340 nt
Organism: Oryza sativa Japonica Group (Japanese rice)
Lineage: Eukaryota; Viridiplantae; Streptophyta; Magnoliopsida; Poales; Poaceae
Product: NAC domain-containing protein 48-like
Biological process (GO): regulation of DNA-templated transcription
Molecular function (GO): DNA binding
Source: RefSeq, a predicted model, not a curated record
CCCGGAGUCUUUCACCAUUCUUACCCCGACGCGGCGUCUCCUCCCCUCUCCUCUCCCCUUCCCUCCAUCGCAUCUCCUCCCGCUCCUUCGAUCCCAAAUCGGCCGCCGCCGCCGCUCCGCCAUGUCCCCCUCCCGCCCCGACGAGGCGGACCCCGCCGCCGACUUCGGCUCCCACCCCACCGACCAAGAGCUCGUCACCAAAUACCUACGCCGCCACGUCGACUCCGGCGGGAACCCGUGGCGGUACGUCCACGAGGCCGACGUGUACGCCGCCGAUCCCGACGACCUCACCGGCAAGUACUCCCCGGCCGUCGCCAGCGACGGGUCCAGGGCGUGGUACUUCUUCACCACCGUGCGGUCCAAGAGCACCGGCGGGCAGAGGAGGGCGCGGGCCGUGGGCGACGGCGGGUGCUGGCACUCCGAGGCCGGCGCCAAGGACGUCGUCGGAGGCAUCCGCAGCCCCCGCCCGAUAGGGCGGCGCCAGUUCUUCUCGUUCGUCAACAAGGAGGGCCCCCGGCGGGUGCGGUCGGGGUGGAUCAUGGUCGAGAUCGGCCUCAAAUACGCCCAGCAGAACGCCUCCUCCGACGAGCUUGUUCUGUGUAAGGUGUACCGGAGCCCGCGGGCGCCACCGGCUGCCGCCGCCGCCAACAAAUCCAUGGCCGCCCCACCUCCCACCGCCACGAAAUCCAAGACGGAGGAGGCUACACCACCUCCCGAUGACGUGAAACCGGUGGUGGCGGCUGCGCAGACUCCCGACACCAAAAUACUCAGGGCGGCGAAGGAGGCGGCCGCGACUGGAUGCAAGAGGAAGGCCGACGUGAAGAGCUCUGGUGCAAGAAGGGGCAAGCGGCUCUGCUCCCGCUGCCGGGCGGAGACAUCGGAAUCGGACAGCGAGACGGCGGUACUUGACAGGUCGCCGUCCAUCGAAGACGAAACGGCGGACUCUUCAGAAAUCCAUGGAAGCAGUGAUGGCAAAUUCAUCAGGUUCUUGUGAUUUAGUUCGAUCUGGAGCCCCGAGGGUGCUAGCCUAGAUUGGAAUCAGCGUGUACCAACAAAAUGGAUAGAGCUGCUGUAGUUCUCAUUUUGAGUUCUUAAGCCCUAGUAUAAUGCCUACCCCAAAUCAUGCGUUACCCGCAAAUUUCAGCAUGAUACAGACAAGGUAAGCAUUUAUUUUCAGUAUCAGUUGCACCGUAUGGUGCACUUGUAGAUAGAAGUUACUACAGCAUGGAGAAAUUUGGAGAUUAACAUAUAGACAUUAGACAUUUUCUUUCAUGUAAUAUAGUAGUAGAACACACAAGAGGUUCAAGCUUGAAUGAUUAGAAAAGCUUCUUGCCAUAUUA